AUGACUUAAUUUGCAAAAUCUUAUAAUACUUCAAGUUUGCCCAAUUUUAGAUAUGCGACUUCAGAGGAUCUCUUUGAAAUGGCAAGAUCUAAUAGGCCAUAGCCAGUAUAAUAGGAGAAACCCUCUUCAUUAAUCUAAUCAACUGGUCAGUUACCCUAAGUUCAACACGGUGCUGUGAUCCCAACCAACAAGAAUUUAUACUACCAAAUGAAGCACUAAUUAGGAAUGGUGCACAGCCCUGGAAGUAUUUCAGAUCAAGCUCAGAUUAAGACUUAGGUCUUUAAGUUAAACAAGAUAUAUAAGGAUUCUGAUAACCUAACCAAUGAUAAUAAGCUAUCUCUGAGCUAAAACAAUUUCUUUGCUAGAGGGAAGCCUACUGGCUCAUUAAUUGGUAAUGAUCUGCGCAGGUCGAUGGGGAGUUUCACUGGUAAUAUUGAGAGUGAUAGGUCAAAUACUCUUCAGAAUGAUCAUCCUCAUUUCAGAUUAUUUAAGGAUGGUUUGACUAAAGUCACAUUAGGGAACUCGCAAGUCAGGUUUGGUAAAAAGGUUUAUCUUAACACAAAUACUCCCUAAUGCAGUUAUAGUAGAAUACCGAUUCCUGGGAAUACCAACCCUCAUGGGUUAGAUAUGGAUAGAGAUAACUUCAAACUUAUGCCAGCUAAGAAAAGAUUAAGCCCCUUGAGAACUCCCUAGGAAGAUUUAAUGAUAAUUGAUACUGAUAACAACAACUUCAAUCCUAAGAGUCACACUAACUACUUCAAUGAUUUCUUUGGAUUCAAAGACAAAGGAAAGAGAUAGAUUAAUGAGGAUUUCCCAAUUAAAAUGAAAAUGGAUAGAGAGUAUAACAUUAUCAACAAUGAUAUAAAUAAUGAGAACCUUUAGAAAAAGUAAGAUGCUACGUUCUUCAAAGAAAAGAAGGUUCAGUUGAACACUGAGAAUAGAUAUUUCAUUCCACCUAAGAUUGAAAGCAUUAGAAAUUCAGUCGAAAGAGCUACUAAUUUUCAUUAGCAGAACAAAGCUGAUAAGAAAUAUUUAUAAAAAAUUGAGAAUACCAACUUCGCCGGUCAAAGCACCUAGAUCGCUAACUUCAAGUAAUUUAGAUCGAUUAACCCUCAGACAUGGACAUGA
Molecule: messenger RNA, 1128 nt
Organism: Stylonychia lemnae
Lineage: Eukaryota; Ciliophora; Spirotrichea; Sporadotrichida; Oxytrichidae
Source: the annotation of a GenBank genome assembly